Molecule: messenger RNA, 2417 nt
Organism: Oryza brachyantha (malo sina)
Lineage: Eukaryota; Viridiplantae; Streptophyta; Magnoliopsida; Poales; Poaceae
Product: protein NETWORKED 4B-like
Exons: 3
Coding region: 171-2048 (625 amino acids)
Cellular component (GO): vacuolar membrane
Molecular function (GO): actin binding
Source: RefSeq, a predicted model, not a curated record
UCUCUGCUCCUCUCUCCUGUGAGCCCCAUUCCUGCCUGCCUCCUCCUCCACGGAUCGAUCCCUCCUCCUCCAGAAGCUGCGGGAGGCUGCUCGGAUCUCCGUACGCCGUGGGGUUGGAAAUGCAAUCAGGUCUACACCUCUGAGGAAAUUGUUUUCAUUAUCUUGUCAAAAUGGAGAAAAUGCAGCAUCCGCAAUCAAGGAAAUCCAGCUCAUGGUGGUGGGAUAGCCAUAUUAGUCCAAAAAAUUCUAAGUGGCUCUCUGAAAAUUUAGAAGAGAUGGAAACACAGAUAAAAGAGACAUUGGAGCUUAUCGAGGAAGGGGAAUCCUCUGAAGAAAAGGCUGGUGUUCUUAUUACUCACGUACAGAACUUUCAUCAGAUGUAUCGUGCUCUUGCUGAGCGGUAUGGCAAUGUGACUGGAGAAUUGCGCAAAAAUAUCCCAUCAUCACUACAAUCACAUGUCUCUUCCGGCAUCUCAGAAUCAGAUUCUGAGGCACAGUCUCCUUCAUCGCCAGAGCCUGACUUGCAAGAGAAGAUGUCACAGCAAAAGCAAAAACCACAAUCAGAUUGCUUUGAUGUUUCUAUUGGCUCUGGUGCGAGUUCUGAUGUAUCCAAGAAGGGGAGUGAUGGGUCUUCAUCAUCUUCAGAAUCUGAUUUAGAGCUUGAUGAGGUUAAAGAAGCAAAUGACAACAGCAUUUUGUAUGCCCUGAGUCAAAAAAUUAUUGAGCUUGAGGAUAAGCUUCGUGAAGUAAAGGGGAAACUUGAUGCUUCAGAGGAAAAGAACUCGCGCUGCCAAUGUAAUUUUGGUGCUAACUCAGAAGUGUCUGAGCAUGAGGAAAAGCAACAGGAUUCAGACGUGGAAACCAAAAGCCUUCUGAAGGAUCUUGAUGAAGUCAAAAGUGAAAAGGAAGCAUUGGAAGCUGUGUUAUUGGUGAACAAAGAUGAGAUUGAUAGGCUGAAGGAAUCAAUGGUGUCAGCAGCCAAGCAGUUUGAAGUUGAGUUGGCACAUCAUGAUACUAAAAUUGAUAAGUGCAACCAGGAGCUUGAGGUGCUUUCAGAAAAGUAUGUACAUGAUGUAUCUGCUCUUGAGGCUGAACUUGGAAAACUCCAGGGAGUUAUCAAGACAUUUGAAGAUGACUUUGCAAAAAUAUCACAUGAGAAAUCGCUACUUGAGUCUCGGGUUGAAGAUCUUGAGCAGUCAGCUGACAGCUUAAAUUAUUCGGCUUCUGAGAUGGUUAAGCUGCAAGAACUUUUGAAGAAUACACAAGCAGAAUUAGAAAGGGUUUCACAGGAGAAAGAAGUGCUCAGAGAGCGUGCUCAUGAAUUUGAGCAACUUUUUAGGGACUUUGAGAAUUCCGGCAUGGAGGUUGCAAAGCUACCAGAAAUCAUAAAGGACCUGGAAGCCCAGAUAGAGGGAACACUACAGGAGAAAUCUGUACUUCAGGACAGGAUUAAGGAGCUGGAACAGGUUUCCCAUGAUUCCCUGCAGAACCAUUCACUGGAGAAGUCCUCUCUGAGUGCUGAGCUUUCAAAAUUAUCUGAAACCAAUGCUUCUCUUGAAGCCAAGUUGGCAUCCGUGGAGGCAGAGCUCAGACAAGUUUAUGACGAAAAGGCUGAACAAUCCAUCAACAGUGAGAAGCAAAUUUCCGGGCUGAAUCAAGAUCUCGCCAAUGUUAAAUCCAAGCUGGAAUUGCUGUCGUCCGAGAAAUCCCUGGUGAACAACAAGGUGGCCACUCUACUAACUGACGUUACAACUCGUGACGAAAAGCUGAAACAGAUGGAUGGUCACCUGAGCCAGCUUCAGCUCGAGCGUGCCAAGCUCAUGUCACAUGCUGAUCUUGCUCGCAAGUCCCUGUCUGAACUGCACGCGCGUGUAUGCAAGCUCGAGCAAGAGGUGGAGAUGCAGAAGCUUGUGAUCUCUGAGAGCGCCGAGGGGAAGCGUGAGGCGAUCAGGCAGCUGUGCUUCUCCCUCGAGCACUACCGCAGCGGCUACCAGGAGCUGCGGCAGCUGCUGCACGGCCAGAAGAGGCCAUUGGUGAUGGCAACAUGACAAAGUGAAUGAAACCUGAUGAUGCACAUCCUUCUUCUUGGAUGCUUUGGAGUAUUGUUCUGUCAAUGGCAAUGCAUAUGCUUUCUUGUUUCUCUCUUCUGGAGUAUACCUGUAGCUUGCUUCUCUCUAGAACCUGUGUGUCCUAUGGCUUCUUUGAUGUGUAUCUACAAUCUCUGAUGGGAUGGAUAAUGAAUGCUGUUCCUUGUGUACUCUUGCUACAUUUUGUUACUGUCGUCAGGUAUUGAACAUAGCGAUGUCUAUGAAUCUGCAUUUUUGUUUGAAUCUUUGCAAGAUGAUGUCAGUUGUCAACUUGUGCAAUGCCUGGAUUAUCAUUGUGCAAUCGAAUCAAUGAUGAGUUUGACAAGGGUG